Phytophthora megakarya is the source of this 1095-nucleotide messenger RNA. The record is from the annotation of a GenBank genome assembly. NCBI's taxonomy places the organism in Eukaryota, Oomycota, Peronosporomycetes, Peronosporales, Peronosporaceae.
AUGCCGUUCGGGUUGAAGAACGCCCCAUUGAUCUACCAGCAGCUUCUGGACAAUUGUCGUUGGGGUUUCGUACGGCUACCCCCGGAAGAUGAACGGGUUGUCGACCCGGAGUAUCCCAGGGCACGAAGCCCCGGGGGGGCGGUGGUCUCCAGGACCAGCACAGACACCGUGUUCCAUCAGAACCAGGUCGCCCCGGAGCAGAUGAGGCCUGUGCUUUCGUACAUCGUUGACAUCAUCUACGGAGCUCCGUCCUGGCAUACCCUGUGCAAAACGCUGAAUGCCCUCCUAUAUCGACUGCGGUACUGGAACAUUUCGGUGAGCCUUCCGAAGAGUGAGUUUGGGGUCAAGAAAUGCAAGUACCUCGGGCACGACAUCAGCUCGGACGGAAUCCGGACGUCGCCGAAGCUAGCGGAAAAGGUCCUUAAUUUGUCUUUCCUGAAGACCCAGAAGGGAGUACAGUUCUUCCUCGUGAGCCUCAGCUACUAUGCUAAGUUCAUCGAGGACCUACCCGUGCUCGGAGCUACCCUCUACGAAGCAUCAGACGAGCAACGCCGCUCGGGACGAGAUCUGGAGAAGGCCAAACAUGCCUUCAAGAUACUCAAGGACCGAUUAGUGUCGACACCACUACUCCAGCACCCCGACCCCGGGAGGCAGUAUGUAAUCAUAUUGCACGCCAAUCCCUGGGCUAUCAGCGCAGUUCUCGGGCAAGAUAACGACGGCACCAUAUUACCUGUGCGGUUCGUGGGACGAGUUCUCCAAGAUACCGAACUCCGGUACCACCCCGCCGAGAAGGAAGUCCUAGCGCUGCUCCGAGUCCUGAACACAUGCCACACCAUGAUUACGAGUUGUUCCGAGAAGAAAAUUCGCGUGUAUACCCGGUACUCAGUGCUGGCGUGGCUGUUCAAGUCCAAGACGGUGGACGGGAGGUACCUCAAGUGGGCGGUCAACCUGUCUCCCUGGGACCUGGAUAUUCGGCGAGUCGAGAACGACAAAGAUGGCUUGGCGGCGACGUCUCAACGAUGUCGCCGAGAACUUAGUUCCGGAAAAGGGCUUCCGGAUCAAGACACCCCUAGUCAGCCUAGAAAUGCUCUCUAG